This is a messenger RNA of Triticum dicoccoides, 1236 nucleotides long. Its product is annotated as VAN3-binding protein-like. The transcript has 6 exons. Lineage: Eukaryota; Viridiplantae; Streptophyta; Magnoliopsida; Poales; Poaceae. The coding region runs from base 31 to 1236 and encodes 401 amino acids. Gene Ontology annotation, biological process: leaf vascular tissue pattern formation; phloem or xylem histogenesis; auxin-activated signaling pathway. The record is from RefSeq and is a predicted model, not a curated record.
CACUCUGCUGCUGCUUGGUCGCCCUUGGCCAUGGACAUGGACAGAGUUUGCAAGAGACGGCUGGGCAUGCCUCCUGCUCUUCUUCUCGCCCGUCACGGCAUGGAUGACCAGAUGCCUGCGUCGUCAGCGGCGGUGCCUCCGCCGCAAACCCCCAUGGAGCCCAUGGAGUACCUGUCCAGGUCCUGGAGCGUGUCCGCCGACGAGAUAUCCAAGGCUCUGCUGCUCAAAGGGAGCAGCAAACGGAGCUUUUUCGCCCCCGUUGACAGUCUUCUUCCACCACACACGACUGCCUUGCCGGAGACAGAGACCACCUCCUACGAGCUCCUCGCCGCACCCGCCGCCUCCGGUCAACAGCUCCAGCACCAACAUCUAGAUGCAACAAGGAGCUCCAUCAGCUGUCGCCGCCAUUCCAACUCGGUAACCAGGUGGUAUUUCCAACACAAGGAGGCUGCAGGCCACAGGGGAAGAGACAAGGCACGCGCCGACCGAGCCCAGGCGCACGCGAUGGUCUCCAUGGCCCAGGUGUCCGCCGCGGUAGCAGCCGUCACUGCAGCCACCAGCUGUGACAGCCAGGACUCCAAGAUAGCUGCAGCCAUGGAGUCUGCCACCAAGCUUCUGGCUUCACACUGCGCCGAGGCAGCCCAACUUGCAGGGGCUGGUCAUGAGCAGGUGUCCUCUACUGUCCGGUCUGCAGUUGGUGUCACCGGUCCGGGUGAUCUGAUGACGCUCACAGUGGCCGCAGCGACAGCUUUGAGAGGAGCUGCGGCGCUGAAGAAGAGGAUCCAGCGCGAGGCGAGAAGCAAUUCCAGCGUCAUUCCUUAUGACAAGGCCCCUUCCUGGAGUCCUGAUAUCUGGUGCAAGGAAGGCAAGCUGCUAAAACGCACAAGAAAAGGGGAUUUACACAAGAGACGGGUAUCAGUCUACAUUAACAAGAGAUCACAGGUCAUAUUGAAGCUGAAGAGCAAACACAUUGGAGGUGCGCUAUCAAAAAACAAUAAAAGUGUGGUUUAUGGGGUAUACAGUGAGCUCCCAGAGUGGACCGAGCCAGGGAAAGGCUUACCAGAGACAUGCUGCUUUGGCUUGAGUACAGCACAGGGCCUGAUUGAGUUCAAGUGUGAGAGCAGCACCAGUAAACAGAGCUGGGUUCAUGGUGUGCAAAAUCUGCUCCAGCAGGUUGAUGUAGCUGACCAAGUAGGGCACAGGCUAGAAACACUAAAACUCAACUGGUGCAGUUAG